Molecule: messenger RNA, 2027 nt
Organism: Salvelinus namaycush (lake trout)
Lineage: Eukaryota; Metazoa; Chordata; Actinopteri; Salmoniformes; Salmonidae
Product: ARL14 effector protein-like
Exons: 5
Coding region: 277-972 (231 amino acids)
Cellular component (GO): intracellular membrane-bounded organelle
Source: RefSeq, a predicted model, not a curated record
UUGGAAGUUAGUAGGGCUCAUUUUUUAUUUCCUCAGAAGUACUGAGUUAGUAGGUAAGAGGAUUUAGAAAUUUGGAGCUAAUCUUGUAAACCGUGAUUUACGACACCCUCCAGCACAGUAGGUGGCGGCAUGCACCUUUAACGUUUGUUUGCAGACCUCAAUUGUAUCAUUGAAGAAGAAGUAACAACACAGGCGUUGGACUGGAAGCGGUGCUUCCGAUAGUUUAUAUUGCUACUAAAUAAAUUGACAUCAGACCAUACAAGCACGAGGUUCAUCAUGCCUGUCACCUGUGCAGUAAACGGCUGCACCAACAAGUUUAUCAAAGGGUCAGAAAUACGAUUUUACAGGUUCCCCAUCAGUAAGCCUCAGCUUGCCAACCAAUGGGUACAAAGUUUGGGGAUGAAAAACUUCAUCCCUACACCUAACACUUGCCUCUGCUCAGAACAUUUCAACCCAGAUUGUUUCCGAGACUACAAUGGCAAACAGUUUCUUAGGGAAGAUGCCGUGCCCACCAUUUUCGGUGCUGAUUCAUCGAAGCCUGAAUUACGAAAAAGGAGUAUGAUGACCAAGGACACAAAUGCGGCUAACCGCUUCGGGGCACCGUCAGACCGGGAGAGGGCUAAGACGCUGGAGAAGAGCAAGGUCAAGGAGAAACGACAUAGUACCCGGGAUACUGGCAAGGGAAGAGGUGAUGGCAAAAAACGAGGUGGAGGACGAGGAGGAAUCUCCUCCAACACUGACCGACAGACUAUUGGGGCGAAGAGCAAAGUGUAUGACAACAAAGGCCGCCUGCUCUCCUGCGGCAAGGACAUGUGUGACUGCCUGGACGCGGACUGCAUGGGCUGCUUCUACCCCUGCCCCGAUUGUAGCUCCCGCAGGUGUGGCGUGGAGUGCCGCUGUGACCGCAAGUGGCUCUACGAGCAGGUUGAGGUGGAGGGGGGAGAGAUCAUCCGCAACAAGUACGCUGGCUAGUCUCCCCCACCCUUAGGCCUUGAACUAUGACUGUUUUUAUGUUCUGUUAUUUUUUUCUCAUUUUUGUUUUCUGUAGAACGAGGACAGAAUAAGAAAUGGUCUGAAGUUGCCAAAAGAUACUAAAUCAAGUUAUCACAAGAUGUAUCAAGAGUAAAUGAAUAAGAAAUAAUACUCCCACAAUGGUUUCAACCAAGUGUUAUAAACAUUGCAUAUGUAGUUUAGUUCCUGUACCGAGAGGGUCAAUUCAAGAAAGUGUGUGCGCAUACACUUCGCCGGUACCUCGCUACGAGGUCUCAUGCAAAGGAAAAAGAGGUAUAUGACGGAGAUUUGUUUCCACCUUUUUCGAAAGUAUGCAUGCCUGAAGAAUUUCCCACGUUUCAUUUUCUGCCUUUCCUCAUGGUUUUUGCAAUUCUCCACUUGUUUUGAUUAAUGAUUACAUAUUUGUUUUGUGCCCACAGCUGUCAAUUAAAUUGGUCUUAAUUCAUAUAAAAAAUGUGAGUGUCCAGAUUCCAACCCUUGUGGUGAGCACUACAAAAAGUUUAUCAUAAUUAUGGGCGAUGACUAGUGGGUUCUUCAGUAUCAUGUGUGUGGUUUUGCGACAGUUUCCUAGAAAUGUCCACGAGGUGUUAAGCGGUCGACUCAAGCGUGCCGCUUUACCACAGAUCAUCUCCAUUACAAAGUGUUCUGUUCAAUUUCACAAUUAUUUUCUGUGACCUAUUAGGUCUAUUUUUGGGUAGUGAUAAAUGUCCCAUAGUCACAGUUGUGUGAAUUACUACUUAAGUAGUUUCUUUGGUUACCUGUACUUUUUAUAUUUUUGACUACUUUUACUUCACUACAUUCCCCCCAAAAAUAAUGUACUUUUUACUCCAUACAUUUUCCCUGAUACCCAAAAGUACUUGUUACAUUUUGAAUGCUUAACAGGAUAGGAAAACGGUCUAAUUGACACACAUUUAUGAAGAGAACAUCCCUGGUCUAAUUCACACGCUUAUCAAGAGAACAUCCCUGGUCAUCCCUUCUGCCUCUGAUCUGGUGGACUCACUAAGGACAUGCUUGUU